AUGAUUGCAAUAUUUUUGCUUUCCGCUUUGCCAGCUGUAGUCACCAAACAAGAUCAUAUGAAACUCCAACUUGUACAAGUGGUAUGGCGGCACGGGGACAGAUCACCUACUCACACUUACAAAAAAGAUCUAAUAAGAGAAGUUAAUUGGACUUUUGGAGGAGGAGGAUGGGGGCAGCUUUCGACGAUAGGAAUGAGGCAGCAUUUCGAAUUCGGAAAACAGUUGCGCAAGCGAUAUAUUGUCGAAAAUGAAUUUCUCAGCAAAACAUAUAAUUCAAAAGAGAUCUAUGUCCGCUCGUCAGAUUAUAACAGAACUAUAAUUUCCGCCAUGUCAAAUUUGAUGGGAAUGUACAGCUACAACAAUAAUGCGAGCAUAGAAGGCACUGACUAUCCAAAAAACUUGACAGGAUGGCCUCAAGGAUUUAUUCCAAUUCCAGUGCAUACCGUUGACCACAACACGGACUUUGUAACUCCUUCAAACUGUUUUUCAGCAUAA
Molecule: messenger RNA, 495 nt
Organism: Cylicostephanus goldi
Lineage: Eukaryota; Metazoa; Nematoda; Chromadorea; Rhabditida; Strongylidae
Source: the annotation of a GenBank genome assembly